GCAAACAGCCCACUCACAAAAGGCCCUUGGCGCAAGCUAGGCCCGUCCGCCACGGACCACUGGCCAUCAUGACUAAGUCUACCCUAACCCAUCGUCUUGGUCUUCGACUAUCCCGGCCUCCGUGACCCCAAGUCUCAUUCCUCUCCCCAGUCUUCGGCAUUGUCCAUCAUUGAGUGCUCCAUCUGCGGCAGCCGGCUUGCUCCAACUCAUCAGCAGCAGUCUUGUUGCAGUCACGCGUCUGGCUUUGCUUCCCCGCGGAGCCAUGCUCCAGCCAUGGACAUCAAACCCCAGGACUUUCUCUCGGCGCCAUUGACGACUAUCCAGAGUGUCCCCGUCCUUGCUGGCUGCCUCGCCAUCGUCGCUGGCUCGGCCUUGUACUGUGGCUACUCCUGGGCUCUGCCCAAACCUAUCCCUGGCAUUCCCUACGACAAGGCCGCGAGCCAGAGUCUGCUCGGCAGCCUCCCCGAGAUCAGUGCCUAUAUCAAGAAGCAUGGCCGGUUGCGGCCAUGGCUUGUCGGUCAUUCGAAACGUCACGGCUCCGUCCUCACCCAGUUCUGGAUGGGGCCCCUUGCGAAGCCUACCUUGAUCCUGGCAGACUUCCAAGAGUCCAGGGACAUAUUGCUGCGUCGGGGCAAGGAGUUUGACCGCAGCUCUCGGAGUAUCAGCAUCUUCUCGGGUCCCAUCGGCCACCACCACAUCGCCAUGCGUUCAGACGACCCGCGCUUCAAGGGCAACAAAGACCUCGUCCGGGAUCUAAUGACACCGGCCUUUUUGCAUCAGGUCACGGCUCCGCAGAUCUACGACAAGGCCCAGCAGCUCAUCGACUUGUGGACGCUGAAAGCGGAUCUGGCGCAGAGCAGGCCUUUUGAUGUCAAGCAGGACAUUGUCGAUUUGGCACUCGACAUAAUCAAUGCAGCCGCGUUUGGGCUGGGCGAUGACAUGUGUAUCACCAAGCGGCAGCUCGACUUUCUUAAUUCGCUUUCCCAAUUUGAACCUGGCAUCGGGCCGGCCGGCUCGGCAACGAUCCCGCGCGAGGCACAUAUCCCAGACAUUGCUGCCAUCUACGAAUUCGGGCAUCAUGUCGGAACCCAAUUCAAAGCGAUAUCGCCCAAACUUGCGCACCCAUACAAGGUUCUCACCAGCCCUACCCUGAGCAAGGCCAUUGCCCGGAAGAACGAGCUCAUCCGCAGGGAAGUGGAGAAGACCUUGGAUCGCAUUAGGACCGGUGAUGCCGGGACACGGUCGGCGAUGGACAACAUCAUCAUGCGCGAGAUGGCAUCGGCCGAGAAGGCGGGCAGGGAACCCGACUACCACUCGCCACAGAUAUAUGACGAGCUUUUCGGCUUCAUCGUCGCUGGCCAUGACACUAGUGCUUCUUCGAUUGCUUGGAUGAUCAAAUGGCUCGGCGUCAACCAGCCUGCGCAGAAGAAGCUGCGGCAGGUCUUGUCCGAGGCGUUCCCGGAUCACCACCGGGAUCAUCGGCAGCCUUCCGCUGCGGAGCUGAUCAAGACGCCACUACCCUACCUUGAGGCGUACAUCCAGGAGUGUCUGCGACUAGAUGCGCCAGUGCCGUUGACUCAGCGAGAGGCCACUGUUGACACGGAGAUUCUCGGCUACAAGAUCCCCAAGGGGACUGAGAUCUUUAUGCUCGCCAGUGGUCCCGGGUUCCAACUGCCUGAGAUCCCCGUAGGCGAUGAUCUGCGGAGAGAGGCGUCUCGCGGCCCCAAUCAUCACCCGUAUGGCCAGUGGGAUCACGACAACAUGGACGACUUCCACCCGGAGCGGUGGCUCAAGGCAGAUGACGAGUCUGGCAAGGAGUACUUUGACCCGUACGCCGGCCCCAUGAUGUCCUUUGGCUUUGGGCCUCGGGGCUGCUUUGGGCGGCGGCUCGCGCUCCUGGAGACGCGGAUCGUGGUGGCGCUGCUGGUAUGGAAUUUCGAGUUUCAUCCCGUGGACGGCGUGCUGGCGUCACGAGAGAUUGCGGAUGCCAUCACCACAAGCCCGGUAUACUGCUAUGCUCGGGUGUCAAAGAUUUUCGAAUAGGGCUGGCGCAUGGGUUCGGUGGUUUGGCAGGACAGAUACCCUGGAGUAUAGCAAAGGCGCUGGCAGUCGGAUGUCUUCGCAUGAUUUUGAUGCUGGUGUGUUCAGGCCCUUUCAGAGGCUGAGACUCUUUGAGUCGCAUUUCAAGUAUUGACCGAGAUAUGGUGAUACUUCAAUUUCAUUUGCAAGCCUACGUCUGUAAAAACUCAAUCUUACUAUUCAUUCAUCCAAGAGCCACCA
Microdochium trichocladiopsis is the source of this 2280-nucleotide messenger RNA. RefSeq names its product cytochrome P450. The transcript is spliced from 3 exons. The record is from RefSeq and is a predicted model, not a curated record. Lineage: Eukaryota; Fungi; Ascomycota; Sordariomycetes; Xylariales; Microdochiaceae. Gene Ontology annotation, molecular function: iron ion binding; heme binding; monooxygenase activity. Bases 274 to 2043 code for a protein of 589 amino acids.